AUGACCCAGCAAUCGCAGCUUAACCUUACUCCUCAGGCCCUGGCGGCGCUUUUAGAGGCGCUUAAUGCGCUCAAUUUGAAUGCCAACAAUGCCAGCACGUCCACCUCUGCUCCUGGAGAGCCGGAGGGUGAACCAGCUCCUGCUCCCAUUGCUGAGUCGACUCAGGGAGCCGUCGCUGGUUCCGCCGUCGCCAGUCCCUCCCCUGCCCAAGCUCCUGGUAACCUCUGGUGCUUCCUCCAACACUGCCCGGUGUGGUGUUGCAUCCGUUCACUAGAACCCUCCUCCCUGCUGUCUAUGCAGCCAGGCAGAUCGUCGUCAGUCCUCUUGUGUCCCUCCUACCCAACAGCCACCAGCACAAGUCCACUCUGGCUUCCAUUGUUCGCACUAUGGUGUGCAUUCAAUCCCGCUGUUGGGCAGUCCAGUGAAGCGUGGUACGUUGUUACUGCAGGCCGUGAGGUUGGUAUAUUCUCCAAUUGGGAAGUCAUUCAGCCCUUGGUGUCUGGCAUUGCACAUGCAUGCCAUUGCAAGUAUAAGACGUGUGCAGAGGCCGAGGAGGCAUUCCAGACGGCACUCAGCCAGGGCAAAGUCUGUGUUCUUUGA
Molecule: messenger RNA, 600 nt
Organism: Desarmillaria tabescens
Lineage: Eukaryota; Fungi; Basidiomycota; Agaricomycetes; Agaricales; Physalacriaceae
Exons: 4
Coding region: 1-600 (199 amino acids)
Source: RefSeq, a predicted model, not a curated record